Molecule: messenger RNA, 1483 nt
Organism: Daphnia pulex (common water flea)
Lineage: Eukaryota; Metazoa; Arthropoda; Branchiopoda; Diplostraca; Daphniidae
Exons: 5
Coding region: 274-993 (239 amino acids)
Source: RefSeq, a predicted model, not a curated record
GAGACAAAAAAUUGAAAUGAGUCAUGGUGACGCUUUGUCACUCUUCAUUUGUUUCACCCCCCCACCCCUGACUCUCCUCGGUAAUUUCCGGUGGAAUAAAACGUGCCGUAGCCCGUAUGGCGAGUUGGCGACGAACGCAGAUGGCCUUCAACCUUCGUGGCAUCGAGAGCUCUAGAUCGGACUUUGAUUUCACUGGCUAAUCUGACCACCCGUCUAUUAAUUAUACUUAUCGUCAUAAAUUGACUCGUCAAGGAAAACCGCAUUGCUGAAGUGAUGUCCGGUGAUAAAAAUUCGUCAAUGGACAGCACCUUACCUGUGCCACUCCCUAAGUCACCCAAGGAAGUCGUCAGUAGUGAUGAUUCUGAUGAAGACGAGUCCAUAGGGACGCCGGAGAUGAGCGACGCCGACGAAACAUGCGAGGAACGCUCGGAGCACAUGCGUCGUUGUGAAGAGUUUUUCCGUAAUCAUGACCUCACCGAGAUGUGCAAUCGCCACCUGGAGAUGUUCAAUCACCAUCUCGCUAAGUUCCAACUUGAACUCGCUCUCGAAGUUUCGCGUCUUACUGCCGACGAAUCCUUUUCGCUGGACGGCAAGCUUAUUCCUUGCCCUGGCAACGUUGUCUUCGAUUGUAUGGUUGGUUACUACAAAGAAAGCAUGAGCUCGUGUCCCUUCUGUGACCGAAUGUGGACGGAAAUGAAUGACAUUCUGACUGAUCCGGAUAAGGAACGUGAAACGUCACUCGCGAGAUUAAUGCAGACGUUGUCAUGGCGGUUGGAAGAGGGGGUAGGGAUUAUGAUUAUCUUGCAGUCGAAAGAGGUGAUGAAAAGUUACGAUUGGUCGGACCAUAAAGGGACCUGGAGAGAGCAUGGAGAGACCUCUCCAUACCCCAAGCGGCCCAAGGCUGUUGGCGGCGACGUCGCGCUGUGGUUAGCCAGUUUAGAAAACUCACGCAGGUGUCUUCGUUCUUCACGCCGGGUCGACGUUGACGAAUGAGUGAACGCAGAAAAGAUUUCUGGUGGGAAUGACCAGACGCAAGCUCAAGUUUCCCGUCUACGCCGUUAUAGUAGUUCCCUUUUUACUGUGUCAACAUUUUUUUUUCCGAAUAUUGAUGAGUUUCAUCUUUGAGACAUGUGUCGUCGUAGCGGCCGAAUCGGGUUCACCGAUAGAAGUUUUUCAUCGCUAUGUAACUUUUUAGUUUCCCUUUUUUUUUUCCUAAUGUCAUUUCUUCGCGUCUCCCGCAAGUUGGACUUUUAAUUAAUUUGGUUUUUCUUUCAUUUAAAAUAAUUUUGUGUAUUUGCGCGUCAUUAACGUGGUGAGAUUGCGUCUCGGCUAACCCCCCUCCAAACAAAGAAGAAAAACAAAACUGUUGUCGGCCAUAUCCACAUAUAUGCUCUGUUGCUCUGUACUGCGUAAACGUAUGUAAUAUAACCUAAUACUCCAAAAACCUAUUGUGAUGUGUCAAAAAUAUGAUUUGUCGUAUAUA